GUUAGCCCAACUCAUUGCUUGGCGGGCUGGACGACGAUCAAUCCACUCUCUCUGUCCUGAACUCACAUCAAGAAUUACCAGCCUAAUAUGCACCUCGGGACGGGAAGGCGAUAACACAUUUUCUUUCAAUUCCAGCGUCAUGGCGCGCCAGAGAGGUGCUUCUACUGCCUCUUCCCAAUCAUCUCUUCCUGAUCAGAACCAGGAGCUAGGGAGCAUGUAUGACUACCUAGCAAAGGUCAUUCUUUUAGGUCCAAGUGGUGCCGGAAAGUCAUGUCUGUUGCAUAGAUUUGUGAAGAAUGAAUGGAGGGUCCUAUCUUCUCAGACCAUCGGUGUUGAAUUCUCUUCGAAGAUCGUAAAGAUCGGAACCGGGUCGAGAAGGAAACGUAUAAAACUACAGCUCUGGGACACCGCAGGGACAGAACGCUUUCGCUCCGUGUCGCGUUCGUACUAUCGCGGUGCUGCAGGUGCAAUAUUAGUAUAUGAUGUCGCAUCUCACAUCUCUUUUAACGCACUACCUACUUUCCUACUUGAUGCUCGAGCCUUAGCGUCUCCGAAUUUAACAGUGCUACUAGCUGGAAACAAGAGUGAUCUGAUUACGGACCCUAUUAAUCACGGAGGUUACUGGGAUGAGGGCCAAAGAAUACCAGCCACCCCUAAUAGUACAUCGAGUAAACAGUCGCCCUGGGCGUUUGAUUCCGGUGGUGGAUCUGUUCGAUCGAUGAACAGCCCGAUCGCUGGGACAAGGAUGACCGCCACAAUUGCGCCAGACGGGGGUGAGGUGUCCUUGGAAGAAGCGUCGCGGUGGGCAGCAAAGAAUAACAUUCCCGUUGCUGUGGAAGUGUCUGCACUAUCUGGGGAAGGGGUGGACGAAUUGUUUACUCGAUUGGCGAGAAUAAUUCUCACCAAGAUCGAGCUUGGGGAGAUCGAUCCAGAUGACCCGCAGAGCGGAAUUCAGUACGGAGACAUGUUUGGCAUGAGCGCCAGCGAUGGCGGAAGUAUCCGAAGUGGAAUCACUGUUGAUGAUUCUUAUGUCCAACUUCGGCAAGGAAAAAGCCGCAAGAAAGGUGGUAGAUCCUCCACCAUGCGAGAAUGGGAAGACGUGUUCCGAUUAGGAGGUACAACCAGACGAAGAGGUUGUUGCUGA
Coccidioides posadasii C735 delta SOWgp is the source of this 1144-nucleotide messenger RNA. RefSeq lists its product as uncharacterized. Gene Ontology annotation, biological process: regulation of endocytosis; vesicle-mediated transport. The record is from RefSeq and is a predicted model, not a curated record. Gene Ontology annotation, molecular function: GTPase activity; GTP binding. NCBI's taxonomy places the organism in Eukaryota, Fungi, Ascomycota, Eurotiomycetes, Onygenales, Onygenaceae. Gene Ontology annotation, cellular component: recycling endosome; plasma membrane.